Messenger RNA from Cimex lectularius (bed bug), 2064 nucleotides. RefSeq lists its product as uncharacterized. Bases 236 to 1360 code for a protein of 374 amino acids. The record is from RefSeq and is a predicted model, not a curated record. Lineage: Eukaryota; Metazoa; Arthropoda; Insecta; Hemiptera; Cimicidae. The transcript is spliced from 10 exons.
CUAACCUCGGUGAGUUCCUCUCGCUCUUUGUGUCUUCCUCCAGUUCCAACUUGUACGUAUCAUUUAACAUUUCGACCCGCCACGGAUUAAUCUAACGACUCCUAACAGCAUGGCAAUUCCAUAAAUGUACAAAAAAAUGAGGAAAGGAUUUGUGAUAUUGGCAAUUGCACCUGUUCUCAUCUAUAGGCUGAAAUCAACAAGUCUGGCAGCUUGCAAACGGCUAUAGAAUUUAAUAAUGUUUGCCACAUUCAACAUACAAGGCAUUAUUACACUGUUUUUGGAGGUUCUGGUAAUAAAGAUGGAGAAAACGUCCUCGUCUGAAGCAAAUGUUAAUGGACAAGUCCAUAGAGUAAAUAGUGCCAUUAAUACUAAAAGUAUAUUAAAGUAUAAAGAAGACACAAAGCUUUAUUGGGAAAAUAAAAUGUCUACCGAAAUGAAAGACAAAGUGGGGACCAAGGUGGCUGUAAAAAAGUUAGAACCCAAAACUGAGAGCCUUAUUGAAAAAGAGAUCAGAAUUCAGAAGGAAAAGGAAAAGGCUUUGGAAGAAGAGAGGAAAAAUGCGAUCAUGCUCAUGGAAACAAAAUCAGAUACUUCACUCAAAGGAGUUGUAAAUUCAAAUGAUGUCGAUAGGGUUUGCAAGAAAAAGAAUCAUGAUUUAAAUGGAAACAUGAUGAUACCAGCUGGUGCUAUGGUGUUCAAUACAACUAGUAACAAGACCACACAAACUUAUGAUUCUACAAAGGAGUUCGCCUUAAACAAGAAGUUCUCUUCUAUGAGUAGCCUUUACACAAAUGGGAACGAUUAUCCAUCCUAUAACGGGAUGAAAUAUAUGGCUACAACAUCAUCAACACCAUUUGGUUUUGGAAAUAAAAAACAAUUGUUUGGGUUUAAAACACAAAAAGGGUUGAUGCAGAAAUUCAUAGAGACCCAUUCAAAGAAAACCGUAGCCCCAGUAGCUACACAACCACCUGUACAACCUAUAAGGCCAAAAUUGUCUUUUUCGGAUUUUGAGCCUGCUCAGUCACACAACCACCCCAACUGGACAAAACGCCCUGGCUACAUCUCUACCGAAGAUAAAAUUCAAAAAGAGAUGGAAGAGAUGAGGUUAAGAGAAAACGAAUUAAAGACAGAAAGAGCGAAAUUAGUUCGUUGUUCCCAGCCCAACCUUGUGACACUAGGUGCAGAUAAAGAAUCUGACACAGACAGUGGAAACGAAUCAAUGGGACAGCUACGAUCUGUAUCAAGUAAUCCAAAUUUGCUUGAUGAAAAGGAAUGUGAACCUUUUACAUCCCCCAUACAAAAAAAGAGAAACUCUUUAUUCGAAGUUUGGGAGAAAAGAGUGCGUAACCAGAACGAUUGAGUGAAACUAUAUGCAACAUUGGUACAUGGACACAAGAAUGGAAAAAAAAAGAUAAACAAAUAACAUGAGCCAGCCUUGUGAAAAUAUCGUUAAUUGUAAACGUUGUAAUACAUUAAAAGAAAAGAAAUGUUGAGGGGGAAACAAUAAACAGGAUAAUAACAUAUGAAAGUGAAAAUAAUCUCACAACUCUACCACUGCACAUCAGGAUCUCAUCUAACUUCAUCGUUUUAUGAGUUAAAUAUAAUUCCCAAUCAAAAUAUUGUUACUUGAUGUUAAAUAAAUGGCUAUAUUUAUAAUUGGAUAUGCGUUGUAAUUUGAAAAUAUACUCAAAUAUACAUCAACUAUGAUUGUUUAUUUCAUAAUUAAUGUACAAUUUGUACAUAUUUAUAAACUUAAUUCACUACUACUUUCUGUGAUUUAAUAUUUCAUAAUGAAUGUUUUAAACAUAAAAAUAAAUAUUAAUUACUGUGUGCUUGCAAAUGUAAGAGUUUUAUGUGUGCGUGCAUGUUUGAAUGUGUGUUUUCUUUAAAUAUAUCAAAAUGUAUCCAGUUACGUCCAUAUUAAUACGGAAAAUGAGCAAAUUCAAUACAUUUUUGUUUUUAAUUAACAUCGAACAGCUUGUUAUGAAAAUUAUAUGAAACGCUUAUAUUCAUUCUUGCUUGUUAUAAUAUGAUAAAAUUCAAUUAUACAUGUUCUUUUUUUUG